This is a messenger RNA of Nezara viridula (southern green stink bug), 606 nucleotides long. Lineage: Eukaryota; Metazoa; Arthropoda; Insecta; Hemiptera; Pentatomidae. The record is from the annotation of a GenBank genome assembly.
AUGAAAGUAGUUUCUAGACAUUUUUCCUUGUUGAAUAAAUACGCUGUGGUACACGCUUGUAGCAAAGAGAUUGUAAAUCGUUUCAUGGAGAUACACUACGAACUGUGCGAGAUUUGCCAAAUCGUGAACGAAUGGUUUUCACUCCAACUAUUGUUCGUAUGUUCUUUGGUAUUUUUGGCUACUACGCUAAAUCUGAACGCGAUGUUCAUGGCACUAAUAUCCUUCCUGGACCCUUUGCCUCCUCAGAUAACUAUAUUCAUUUCGAGUACGUUCUGGGUCGCAGCCAGGCUGUACGAGAUGUGGGAGAUAUUCGACGCCUGCUCAAAAACUGAACAAAAUGCAGAGGAGUUUGGCGGUGGUUUAUCAAAAUUAAUGAUUAAUGAAAAAAUGAGAAAUGACAAUGAAUUACUCGAUAUACACUUCCAUGUCCAGCCCAAAUUGUCGAUCACAGCUAGUGGAUUUUUCAGAUUGAACAACUCUUUAUUUCAAUCGAUGCUUGCUUCAGCAACGACCUAUAUCGUUAUUAUUAUUCAAGUUCAACCUCAAAUGCAAGGAAUCGUUUGCCCCGAUCUUAUCUACAAUGGCACGGCGCCUGUAAGCUCUUGA